CGCCAGUUUAGUUGUUCCCAGUUCGGGUUCCUACCGUGUAGAAAGGUAUAAAAGUUUACGUUUAUCAGCGCGCAUCGGUUAGUUCGGAUAUCGGAACAGUGUGGCAGUGACAUUUUUCGUUCGACUGUAGUUUCGCGAUUAUAUAUCGUUCCCCAGGUUUGAUGCUAAUUGCCGGUCGCAAUUAUAAUUCAGAAAUGCUGUUGAAGGUUGUCUUAGCGGCGAUAUUGCUGUGCUCUCCGCUUGUGCUCUGUAAGGCUCAGGAAACCGAGCCAUGUCCGUCGGCUCCAAAGCAUUAUUCGGAACUUGGCUGCAAACCAAUUCAAGAUGAAGGCCAUAAAUGUCCCAAUAGAUAUGAAUGUCCGGUGUUGACCGAUCGCGAUGGCGAGAAGUGCUAUUUCAAUGGAAACGUCUACAAUGUUGAUUCAUCGUUGUCUAAGGCCGACCAGGAUUUGAUCUCUUGUUCCCCUGCGUGUCGCUGUGCCAAUUUCACAACGCCGGCGUCGUUUGUGUGCGCUGAAAUCGAUUGUCCGGAGUUCUUUGGGCGGGAUGACUCAUGCGUUUAUCAGUACACUCCUUUUGGUUGCUGCGCAUCGAAUAAGGUUUGCGAAAAGGAAGUCGAGAAGCUCGAUGUUUGCUACUUGGAUGGAGAGCGUUAUAUGGAGGGCCAGAAAAUGUACCCUAAGGACGAAAGUUGCUACUCUUGCCAUUGCCAGAAGGGCUUCGAUAACAGUACAGUUGUAGGCAACCCCAAUUGCCAUGAGUUCACUUGUGGAAUUGAAGUACAUAAUAGCGCUAAUCUGCUGGAGGGGUGCAUUCCGAUCUAUUUUGGAAACGAUCGCUGUUGCCCAAUAUCGUGGAGAUGUCCUGACGACAAAGAUACCGUAAUUGUUGAAGGACGCCUGGACGUUGAUGAGCCUACUGAUCCGAAAAUGCAAUGUACUUUCGGUAAACUGAAGCUUAAUUUUGGUGAUUCUAUUUCUUCAGACGAUAAGUGCGUUUCGUGCAAGUGCACCGUUCCUCCGAUGCCCCAUUGCAUUCAAAGCAGGGACUGUUGAAAAUCUGUUUGAAUUAUUAUCAUUACCAUACGAAACAGAAGAUUUUUUUUCUGUAGGAUUGAAGGUACAAAAUUAAAAUGUUAGUGAUGUAUAUUUAAAGUAUCUAAUUUGAAAUAAAAAUUUUAUUUAAAUAGUGUAAUUGUAAA
Armigeres subalbatus is the source of this 1201-nucleotide messenger RNA. RefSeq lists its product as uncharacterized. NCBI's taxonomy places the organism in Eukaryota, Metazoa, Arthropoda, Insecta, Diptera, Culicidae. The record is from RefSeq and is a predicted model, not a curated record. Bases 162 to 1055 code for a protein of 297 amino acids. The transcript has 5 exons.